AUGACACAAAACCAGUCAACAUCUUACGCUGCAUUAAAUAGUUAUUCAAAUGGUUCCUGUCAAGUAUUUUUUCAAUUUCCAACAUCUUUUGAUGUUGUUGAUAGUCCAAAUUCCACAUUAUAUCUAUUUCAAUCCUUACCCAAUCGAACAAUUAUUAAUAAUACGUUUCCCUGUUGUUCAAAUCUCACGUGGCUAUUGAGCAAAGUUAAAACUGCCACAAAACAACCAACUCAAGUGAUAAGUCAACCGACGUUUUUAGUAAUUGACGACAAUAAUUAUAUUGUAACAGUUUCACAGAAUGAUACAUUAAUACAAAUGAAUCCAAAGAAUUUAACAAUAAUGCAUACAGCAACGGUUAAAUCUCAAUCUCGGUCGUUAAGCUAUGUUAAUGGUCUUUAUUAUGUUGGUUCGGGAAAUUCUACAUCAUACGCACUUGACGUGUAUUAUACAAAAAAUGUAUCAUUAGUCACAGAUCUGUCAGGUCCAUCAUCGUAUUUUGGAGCACCGAAACAAGCGGUUUUUUUGUACAAUAAUACCGUUAUGGUACUAGUAACGCAAUUACCAUCAAAUUCAUCGGUAUUAUUCUAUCAAAUUAAUUCAUCCAUAAAUUAUACGCUAAUUAAUAAACUGGUGCUGAAUAUAUCAGUUGCUUAUGGUUUAAGUAGAAUUGAUGACUAUUCAAUUUAUCUGACAACUUCCAAUUCAAAUUCAUACAUUUAUAAAUUAUCAACGACAGGAAUACUACAAGAAUGGACAUUGACACAAUUCGCCGGACGAACAACAGCAGGUAACACGCCAGCAGGAACUGCAAUUGAUAGUUGUAAUCGUUUAUGGGUAAUUAUGAAGGGCGCUGGAGUUUGGAUUUAUGACCAAACAGGCAUAUUAAUAGGAACGUGGAGUGGUUCGACAACUUUAUCUGAUAUCGUAGUAACAAUUGGUUACAAUGUUUAUUUAGCCGAUAAUGGUAACAACAAAAUAUGGAGUUAUCAACCGAAUAUACAGUGUACUUCAUAA
Didymodactylos carnosus is the source of this 1014-nucleotide messenger RNA. Lineage: Eukaryota; Metazoa; Rotifera; Eurotatoria; Philodinida; Philodinidae. The record is from the annotation of a GenBank genome assembly.